Betta splendens (Siamese fighting fish) is the source of this 4388-nucleotide messenger RNA. RefSeq names its product ATP citrate lyase b (gene aclyb). The coding region runs from base 180 to 3545 and encodes 1121 amino acids. Gene Ontology annotation, molecular function: ATP citrate synthase activity. The transcript is spliced from 30 exons. The record is from RefSeq and is a predicted model, not a curated record. Gene Ontology annotation, biological process: citrate metabolic process; tricarboxylic acid cycle; acetyl-CoA biosynthetic process. Gene Ontology annotation, cellular component: cytosol. NCBI's taxonomy places the organism in Eukaryota, Metazoa, Chordata, Actinopteri, Anabantiformes, Osphronemidae.
UAAUCGGUCGCCAGAUUAUGGUGAGACCGGAGGGGUGAGGUGGAGACGGGCAGGCAGGAGCACGCGCCCGGACGAGAAGUGUCGGCUCCUCGGCGGUGUCGUUAUUCUCAGUGGACGCGCGUCUCGUGCGCUCAUUUCAGGGGCUUCGUUCGUCGACGAGGUCCUUAACUAGUGUUGCCAUGUCGGCGAAAGCCAUCUCCGAGCAGACAGGAAAAGAGUUCCUGUACAAGCACAUCUGCACUUCAGCGGCCGUGCAGAACCGCUUCCGCUAUGCCAGCGUUACCGCCGAGACGGACUGGAGUCGCCUCACACAGGACCAUCCGUGGCUGCUGACAGAGCGUCUGGUGGUGAAACCAGAUCAACUCAUCAAGCGCCGUGGGAAGCUUGGAUUAGUGGGCAUCAACCUGGACCUGCAGGGUGUGAAGGAGUGGCUGAAAACCCACCUCAUGAAGGAGACCACUGUGGGAAAAGCAAAGGGAACACUGAAGAACUUCCUGAUUGAGCCAUUCGUCCCCCACACACAGGAGGAGGAGUUUUACAUGUGUAUCUAUGCCACACGUGAGGGCGAUCAUGUGCUCUUCCACCACGAGGGCGGCGUUGAAGUGGGCGAUGUGGAUUCCAAAGCAGAGAGGCUGAUGGUCGCAGUGGGUGACAAGCUGAGUCAAGACCAAGUCACACAGCAGCUCCUCACACAUGUUCCUGAAGAGAAGAAAGAAGUUUUGGCCAGUUUUUUAGUGGGCAUCUUCAACCUAUAUGAGGACCUCUACUUCACCUACCUUGAGAUCAAUCCACUUGUUGUCACGCGUGAUGGAGUGUACGUCCUCGACAUGGCCGCCAAAAUUGACGCAACAGCAGAUUUUAUCUGCAAAGCUAAAUGGGGAGAUGUGGAGUUCCCACCACCAUUUGGAAGAGAAGCAUAUCCAGAGGAGGCCUAUAUAGCUGAUCUGGAUGCAAAGAGUGGUGCCAGUCUGAAGCUGACCCUGCUGAAUCCCCGAGGACGGAUCUGGACGAUGGUGGCAGGAGGAGGGGCUUCAGUAGUUUAUAGUGACACCAUCUGUGACCUGGGUGGAGUGGGUGAGCUGGCGAACUAUGGCGAGUACUCGGGUGCACCCAGUGAACAGCAGACCUACGACUACGCUAAAACCAUUCUCUCGCUCAUGACGCGAGAGAAACAUGUUCAAGGGAAAGUGCUGAUCAUUGGAGGAAGCAUUGCCAACUUCACCAAUGUAGCAGCCACGUUUAAGGGCAUUGUCAGGGCAAUUAAAGACUAUCAGGGUCCUCUGAAGGAACAUGAGGUCACCAUCUUUGUUCGACGUGGUGGACCCAACUACCAGGAGGGGCUGAGGGUGAUGGGGGAAGUGGGUAAGACUACAGGUAUUCCUAUCCACGUGUUUGGUACCGAGACCCACAUGACUGCCAUUGUUGGAAUGGCUCUAGGCCACCGGCCAAUUCCGAACCAGCCACCAAUGGAUGCACACACGGCCAACUUCCUACUGAACGCCAGCAACAGUGCAGUGACUCCUGCUACAACAAGAACAGCUUCCUUCUCUGAACCCAAGUCGCCAAAUGGUGUCACCCCAGCAAAAAAGUGUAAUGCAGGUCUUCCGGCAGACUUACUUCAUUCUAUACUGUGGCCUCUGAAGAAUGUGGCCACAGGAGAUGGGAGAGAAGCACAAGCCUCUACAGGCUGCAGCGGAGCUAAAGCCACCACACUUUUCAGCAAACGCACCAAGACUAUUGUCUGGGGCAUGCAAACACGCGCUGUGCAGGGAAUGCUGGACUUUGACUACGUAUGCUCCAGGGACGAACCCUCCGUGGCAGCGAUGGUCUACCCCUUCACUGGAGAUCACAAGCAAAAAUUUUAUUGGGGCCACAAGGAGAUCCUGCUGCCGGUCUUCAAGAACAUGGCAGAUGCUAUGAAGAAGCACCCAGAGGUGGAUGUCCUGAUCAGCUUUGCUUCCCUGCGCUCAGCCUUUGACAGUACAGUGGAAACCAUGCAGUACCCUCAGAUUCACACCAUUGCCAUUAUAGCCGAAGGUAUCCCUGAAGCCCAAACAAGGAAGUUAAUCAAGAUGGCUGAUGAGAAAGGUGUCACUAUCAUUGGCCCAGCUACAGUUGGUGGCAUCAAGCCGGGCUGUUUUAAGAUUGGCAACACUGGUGGCAUGUUGGACAACAUCUUGGCUUCCAAACUUUACCGUCCUGGUAGUGUGGCGUAUGUGUCACGGUCUGGGGGCAUGUCAAACGAAUUGAACAACAUCAUCUCCCGCACCACAGAUGGUGUUUAUGAAGGUGUGGCCAUUGGAGGAGACAGAUAUCCAGGUUCGACUUUUAUGGAUCAUGUUCUGCGCUAUCAGGACACUCCAGGGGUCAAGAUGAUAGUGGUGUUAGGAGAGAUUGGAGGCGCAGAGGAGUACAAGAUUUGCCAAGGUAUCACAGAGGGAAGAAUAACCAAACCUGUGGUGUGCUGGUGUAUUGGAACCUGUGCCACAAUGUUCGCUUCAGAGGUUCAGUUUGGCCACGCAGGAGCCUGUGCCAACCAGGCUUCAGAAACAGCAGUCGCCAAGAAUCAGGCUCUCAGGGAUGCUGGAGCUUAUGUACCCAUGAGCUUUGAUGAGCUGGGCAACGUCAUUAGGAAAGUUUAUGAAGAUCUGGUUGCCAAUGGCACCAUCAUUCCUGCCCAGGAGGUUCCUCCACCAACAGUCCCAAUGGAUUACUCCUGGGCUAGAGAGUUAGGCCUGAUCCGUAAGCCAGCCUCAUUUAUGACGAGCAUCUGUGACGAGCGAGGCCAGGAGCUGAUCUAUGCUGGCAUGCCGAUCACUGAAGUCUUUAAAGAGGAGAUGGGCUUGGGCGGAGUGCUCGGCUUACUCUGGUUCCAGCGCAGGUUGCCUCGCUAUGCCUGCCAGUUUAUUGAGAUGUGCCUGAUGGUGACCGCUGACCAUGGCCCCGCCGUCUCUGGUGCACACAACACCAUUGUCUGUGCUCGGGCUGGCAAAGACCUGAUCUCAAGUCUCACCUCUGGCCUGCUCACCAUCGGGGACCGUUUUGGAGGGGCUCUGGAUGCAGCUGCAAAGCAGUUUAGCAAGGCAUUUGAUAGUGGCCUGAUGCCCAUGGAGUUUGUCAACAAAAUGAAGAAGGAUGGAAAGCUAAUAAUGGGCAUUGGCCACAGAGUCAAAUCGAUCAACAAUCCAGACAUGCGGGUGCAGAUUCUAAAGGAUUUUGUCAAACAGCAUUUCCCUUCCAGUCAGCUGCUCGACUAUGCUCUAGACGUAGAGAAAAUCACCACAUCAAAGAAACCAAACCUGAUUCUCAACGUAGAUGGGUUAAUCGGCGUUUCUUUUGUGGAUCUGCUGAGGACAUGUGGUGGCUUCACACGAGAUGAGGCUGAUGAGUUUGUGGAGAUUGGUGCACUAAAUGGAAUCUUUGUCCUGGGACGGAGUAUGGGCUUCAUUGGUCAUUACCUUGAUCAGAAGAGGCUGAAACAGGGCCUGUACCGCCACCCCUGGGACGACAUCUCCUACGUCCUCCCUGAACACAUGUCCAUGUAAUCCCCACAUUGGAGAAUGGGAUGCCCUUCCAGAUGUGACUGCUCAUUUCACAACAGCAUAACAGCUGCCUUAAAAAAGCAUUUGGGCAGGAUGAUUCUGGAAACUUAUGUCUUCAGUCAACUUUUUAUGGGUGAUAAGGGGACGUAUAUUUUUAGAUUAUGUUUUUGACUAGCUAUUUAAAAAGUCUGAGGUGUAAUUUAUUUAGUUUUGAACAAAGAGCCCAAACAAAAUUACUUCAGUUAAGAGCACAAAUUCAAUUGGCACACAAAAAAGAAAAAAAAAAAAAAAGAGUACAAUGUCUGAUGCUCAUGUCACGCCUGACCUCGACACUGUAAUCUGCAGAAAUACAGUCUUGUAACUUUUUUUAAAAAAUACUAAUUACGCAAAUUGACCUUUUUUCUUUUAAUCAGCAUUUGCCUGUUGUAGGCAAAGUGUGCUUCUGCAUGCUGUCAGCACUUUAGUUUAAACACUAGCAAAUCUACAGCAGUUGUUUUUUUGUUUUUUUUUGUUUAAGUCCCUCUGACAAAGAUCUCUUUGAGAUAAACCAAAGUAAUUCUUUAGAAAUGUAACAUCUUUGUUAAAAAGGUAAAAUCUGGGUCAGGUGGUAAAUGGUACCGGUGUUAGGAAAGGCAGACAUAAUAAUUUACUUUGAUUAAUUAGUGCACAAUACUGUAUAGGUGGCCCUUGACCCCAGAAUGGUUAGUAACUGCCCGCUGUCUGGCCUGUGUGAGUUGUGCUUUGUUUGUUUUUAUUUAACAUUAAAAGAUUUGCUUUGUUUUUGUAAUAUGCUGUCCUAUUGUACUAUAAUCAUAAUUAAAAAACCUUCUUUUACUUUUCACUUUG